Molecule: messenger RNA, 3566 nt
Organism: Lethenteron reissneri (Far Eastern brook lamprey)
Lineage: Eukaryota; Metazoa; Chordata; Hyperoartia; Petromyzontiformes; Petromyzontidae
Product: protein shisa-like-2B
Source: RefSeq, a predicted model, not a curated record
GUACACGUGCAUGUGUGAGUACGUGUGUGAGUACGCGUGUGUGUGCGAGUAUGCGUGCGUGUAAGUACGAGUGUGUGUGAGUACACGUGUGUGUGUGAGUACGCGUAUGUGUGAGUACGUGUGUGUGUGUGAGUGAGUAGGAGUGUGUGAGUAGGAAUGUGUGUGAGUACGUGUGUGUGUGAGUAAGUGUGUGUGUGUGUCAAUGUGUCUUUGGAAACAUUUGAAACAUUUAGAAACAUUUAGGCUGGUCUGCCUACGAUCCAUCCUGGGUUUAACCAGGCUGGAUUGUGUGAGGAGCUCACAAAUCCUCGAAAGAUCUGGGCAAAGUCCCAUCGGUGAGCUCCUCCGGCAGGCAAGGCUGCGCGUUGGCUGGGUCAUGUAGCCCGCAUGCCCAGCCACCGCAUGCCUAAACAGCUUUUGUUCGGCCGGAUCGAGGGGGCUAAACGGGAGCGGCACGGGCUGGAGAAGAGAUGGAGUGACGUGGUACAGGAGGACGUGGAGCUGAGUGGACUUGCCGAUGACUGGUACCAGCGGUGUCAAGAUCGGCCUCAGUGGAGGAGGCUCGUGAAGGACGCUACUGCGCAGUUGGAGGCAGUCGCCCUCCGACAACAACGGAGGGCGGAGGAGCGACGCUCACAACAACGAGCAGAGUGCCGUGUGGCUAAAGCACAGCAAGUUGGCACAGUAGGGGGCACAGGUGGUGCAUCAGCCAGUCAUCUCGGUCAUCUCGGUCAGUCGACCCGUGGCACCUGCUGGGUCUGCCCCGUGACCUCCUGCCAGCGGGCGUACGACACUUCACGUGGCCUCAAGGUGCACUUGGCCUGGCACAAGCGUCGUGGUGACGUCACCGCCACUUAGUGGCGAAUUUCGGUUGUUGUUGUUGUAAAUGGGGGGGCGGUAGAGUAGCGGUUAGCGCGCUAGGCUAUGCACCCGUUGACUUGAGUUCGAUUCCCGCUCACGGAUAUCUGAGCCUCCACGAUGCUCAACUCAGCCUCGAAAUGAGUCCCUGGUGCCAUGUGUAGACAUCACCACGAGGAAGACCAGGGCGGCCGGGCGUGCUUCUACCAAAACCACCCCCUCAGUAAUAAGCGCUCGCAAGCAGCGCUUUCCGCCACGGUCUGCGUGCAAGUAUACCCAAGAACCACCAGCAGCCUCCCACGCUCUUCCAACCACCACCAAAACCAUUCAAUUAUCCCUCUGCCACCACCACCGCCACCACCUCCACCGCCACGUUCCAGACCUGGUUGCACGCAGGAGGCGGUGAUGGGGGAGUGCGGGCGAGGGGAGCUGUGUGGGGGGUACGUGAGCGCCCGGGGUCUCCCCGUGGACCCCUUCAUGUGUCCCCGCGAAGGGGAUGAACCGGCCCACGUGCACUGCUGCGGAUUCGCGGACUUAAAGUACUGCUGUGGUGACCCGAUCAGCUACUACGAGUACGACUACACCUACAUGCGCGCGCUCAGCAUCGGCCUGCUGCUCGCGCUGAGCGUGGUGGCGCUCACCCUCAUGGCGUUCGUGGUGAGCGUCUGCGCCCUCUGCUUCCUCUUCCACUGCACGAAGCCCAAGACGGCGCUGCGCCACGGCCUGGCACUCGAGGCUGGAACCCGCGAGGGGGGCAGCAUCAACCCGGCCCCCCACGGCCCGCUGGGAUCUCCGCUGUUCAUGCGCAGCACUCGCAAUCAGCCCAGGGGCCCCCCAAUCGGGGUCACCCCAUGCAAGCCCCCCAGCAACAACAACGCCAACAACAAUAACACGAGCUCUAACAACACGAACCCCAACAUCCACCCGACCCCCAUCAGCAACAUCCCUUACACUAACCCCAACCCUAAUCAUAACCCCAGCAAUAUUCAGAACCCGAAUAUCACUAACACUAACAACACCAACAACCCCAACGCCAACAUUCAACAGCAUCUACCGUAACCCCAACAAGCAUUAACCCAUCAAACACCCUCACGUCGAUAACGCGACACUUACUCCAUCGAUGAUCCUCACUCGCACGCGUCCCUCUCGCUGUAUCUCAGUGUCAUUCCACGUGGCCGUGCGCACUGUUCAGUUUGCGUUACACGGCCAUCGUCAGUGUCCACGUUCUGAUCCGCACGUCACGGCGGGGCGGGUCCGUGGCAGAGCGCACGGAGUGAAAACUCUCUCCUUGGAGGCCCUUCGCUCUGUCGCUUCCUAUCGUGGAGCUCGGCUCCACCAAACCUCUCCACCACGCGGCUCUCGGCCGCUUUGAUCCCGGGCACCCUUCAGUAUCCGCCCUGGGUACACACACACGCGUACUGCUCUGCUUACAGUCGUGUCUCUCCAACGAUUUAACUUUGGCCACCAAAAUCGCCCCUUACCACGUCUCGCGCUGCCACAGGCGAUCUGAGACGGUGACACGUGCCAUGGGUAUUGAGCCUUGUCUCCGGGUUGCGUUCUAAGAGGCGCGCUUGCUCUCCCUGUUUUUUUGAUGGCAAAGGUUGGGCAGUGCAUUAUAUUCGUAUGACAAUUUUUUACGUGCGUAUUAUAAUCCGGUGUAAGUGUAUCUGUGUGCGAGUACAGAUCUGUUAAAACUGCAUUGGCACCGACACUGGGCGCAGAUGUGGGGUGCGUCUUACUUUCGGGGGCGUCGUAUAAUCCGGACAGUACGAUACAUUUUUCAGCAUUGGGAUGUUGCUUUGGCCAAUAGUAGUUCCACUGUGUGGGGGGGUUUUGCUAUAGGAGGAGGAAAUCGGAGAUCCCGGACGAAACCCACGCAGAACAGGGGGAGAACAGAGAAACUCAACAGAGAAAGUGACCCGAUUCGGGAAUCGAACCCAGGCUCUUGUUGCCGUGAGGCUCCAGAGUCACCGCUGCGCAGCCACCUUGCCGCAUGAGGCUAAAGUGAGUCUCAAGACUCUUUGGCAAGAGGGUCAUGCCUGCUUGGAAUGUUUGAGGGAAUUAUUUCUUUGGAGGGGGAAAUGAAGUCGUUGCUGUUAAAUUAUUAUGAUUGUUGUGGUUGUCAUUGUUGGUGCGAAUUGAAUGUCUGUAAGACAAUUGUUUAUCUCGUUUAAAAACUCGAUUGCCUGAGUUCAUCACCAUUGUCAUCAUCGUCCUCAUUACAAUCACCUUGAGAAUGAGCUCUGGGUGAUCACGAUCCCAAUCGUCAGAAUCUCUCGUGAACAUCAUCUCCAUAAAGCCCAGACAACAACAAUGAGACAAAUGUCAACAGUGUAACAAUAGGAAACCUAAAGCCAGGUAGAUGGUCGUGGUGACGAGAAUUAAACAGAGAGGGAUGAUGAUGAAGAUCUACCCCAGGCCGCUAUAGCAUUGAGAGAGGUGGUGAAGUGGACAGCAGCUUUCAAUGUCAUUGUCGGGAUUCCGCGUGUUUACCCAGGAAAGCCUCGGUGAGUCUCAAGACUCUGUUUCAGAAGGGUCCCGUCCAGUUUUCACAGUAGGGGGGGGGGGCGAUGUUGCUGCUGUAUGUGUGAUCCCAAUACAGUAAUUUGCGAUGCAAUUUUUUAUUUGUUAAAUGUGGACCAUGACGCUGGCACAUGGUGGCCUCCUUCUGCGAGUGACACAACGGGAUCUUUAACGUCUACUGUGAG